GACUAAUCUCCAUGUCCAUCCCAUAAAUCCCUCACACAAACUGCCACACAUAUCAAGAACAAAACCAAAUUUCUCUUAAAUAUAUAUAGCUUUAAUGGAGGGCGAACGAUCCUACGUCACUCCGCCGCCCCCUCCGCCGCCGCCGCCGUCGCCUACGACGCACGUCACGGUGAUCGUCAUCGUGGUCCCGAUCGUGGGCGUCAUCUGCCUCGGCCUCCUCGCCGCGCUGCUGUUCGUCGUCUUCAGGAGGCGGCGGCGCGCGCGGCGCGACGAGGAGGAGGAGGAAGCGAAGGUGGAGGAGGUGGAGGACGUGGAGGUGAAGGUGACGGAGCACGUGCGCAUCGUGGAGGGCGUCGUCGGCGAGGCCGGGGUCGCCGGCGUGGCGGCCGGUGGGGCCAUCGGCUGCGGAGGCGGAGGCGGCGGCGGUAUAAGUGGCGGCGCCGCCGCGGUGGUGGCGGAGGCGGUGGCGGCCGGGGCGGUGGUCGUCGACGACGAGAUCAAGGUGGAGGAGCACGUCGUGAAGGUCACCGAGGCGUCGGCUCGGCGAGAUCACCAUGAUCAUGAAUGAUCGCUCUCAUUGAUCAGUGUGCUUAAUUAGCUAGCUAAUUAAGCUAGUUGCAUGCAGGUGCAUUCAUAUGGGUGGAUGGAUGGCUUUGCAUGGUGAAAAGGUGUUUGGCAAUUGUGUGUCGAUGCUGAAUUGCUUGUGAUUUAAUUGUGUGGUGGAUUAUGUACUUUUGUUGGUAGUUAUAUGUAAAAUUUGUAUUCUUAAUUAUCUGAUAUGAAUGAAUUAUUAUCCUUCCAUUGAAA
Molecule: messenger RNA, 807 nt
Organism: Oryza sativa Japonica Group (Japanese rice)
Lineage: Eukaryota; Viridiplantae; Streptophyta; Magnoliopsida; Poales; Poaceae
Biological process (GO): plant-type secondary cell wall biogenesis
Source: RefSeq, a predicted model, not a curated record